This is a messenger RNA of Monoraphidium neglectum, 420 nucleotides long. RefSeq lists its product as hypothetical. The record is from RefSeq and is a predicted model, not a curated record. The coding region runs from base 1 to 420 and encodes 139 amino acids. The transcript has a single exon. NCBI's taxonomy places the organism in Eukaryota, Viridiplantae, Chlorophyta, Chlorophyceae, Sphaeropleales, Selenastraceae.
AUGUUCAUGCCACGUGCCAUGAUCACCGCCAUCCCCGGCAACACGGCCAUCCCGACCCCCGUGGAGCGCGGCCCCCCAACACAGCCCAGCAGUACGCCACACCGCGACGACGCCGACGUGACCACCCAGGGCGUGGCAGUUGGGGGCGCGGCCCCAAACCACGCCGCCACCACUGCCGUCGGCCAAGCUGGCGGCGGCACCUCUGCAUCACCCGGAAGGGGCUCGUGGCCCCGCGCCCUGCUGGGGGAGCCAGCGGCUGCGGCCGAGAGCAAUGCCACGGUCAGCGAAGGCCGCGGCCACACCUCCUUCAGCUCCGCCCCGGUCAGCCCCUCCCCUGUCACCAGCGCUGUCACCGCGCUGCCCAUCGACAUCAUCACCGCCCUUGCCCCCGAACAGGGUGGCACAGUCCAACUUGGCUGA